AUGCCACCCCGCAUCCCCUCCCCCUCAGACUUUUCCCAAUUCCCCCUCAUCCAGCUCCACCCCCCCUCACCCCCAGAGUCAACAACCACUUUUCUCAUCGUCCUCCACGGUCUAGGCGACAACCCAGUGUCUUUUUGUAAUUUCCCCAAGUCGUUGAAUCUUCCGGGAACGUACGCGGUUACGGUUAGAGGUGUGAACCCCCUCCCGCAGGGUCUGGUACCGGAACCGGUGCCGGAAAAUGGCUGUUGGCACUGGGGUGAUGAUCUCCUUUUAGAUCAGAGAACAGGGGAACUGGAUCAGGAUCCUGGAUUCCAAAAGGCGAGGGAGGCGUUAUGGGAACUGAUAGGGGGGGUGAUUGUGGGGAGACUGGGGUGGGGGUGGGGGGAUGUGAUUCUUUUUGGGUAUGGUCAGGGGGGUUCGGUGGCGUUGGGGCUGGGGAGCGAGCUGCGGAGGGGGCAGGAAAAGAGGGUGGUGGAUGUGAGUGAGGGGGAUGGGGAGGGGGAAAAGAGGGAAUUAAAGGGGAUUGUGAGUGUGGGAGGGGCGCUGCCCGUGAGCAUGAUACCUACUGUUGGUGGAAGGGGGAAGGUAACCACCCCGACGUUGGUGCUCUGUGGGGAGGGGGGGGAGGUUAUUGAUGAUGAUGCCGAGGAAAAGCUGAAGGAAGAGUUUGAGGAUCUGAGGGUUGUGAGGUGGAAGGGCAGGAGGGAUGAUGGGAUGCCGAGGAGUCGGGAGGAGGUUUUGCCGCUGAUGGAGUUUUUUGCGGAGAGGUUGAAGCAUUUUUAG
Molecule: messenger RNA, 783 nt
Organism: Podospora pseudopauciseta
Lineage: Eukaryota; Fungi; Ascomycota; Sordariomycetes; Sordariales; Podosporaceae
Exons: 1
Coding region: 1-783 (260 amino acids)
Biological process (GO): protein depalmitoylation
Cellular component (GO): cytoplasm
Molecular function (GO): carboxylic ester hydrolase activity; palmitoyl-(protein) hydrolase activity
Source: RefSeq, a predicted model, not a curated record